This is a messenger RNA of Lytechinus pictus (painted urchin), 675 nucleotides long. Its product is annotated as serine/threonine-protein kinase Sgk3-like. Gene Ontology annotation, molecular function: phosphatidylinositol binding; ATP binding; protein kinase activity. Bases 1 to 675 code for a protein of 224 amino acids. NCBI's taxonomy places the organism in Eukaryota, Metazoa, Echinodermata, Echinoidea, Temnopleuroida, Toxopneustidae. Gene Ontology annotation, cellular component: intracellular membrane-bounded organelle. Gene Ontology annotation, biological process: protein phosphorylation. The record is from RefSeq and is a predicted model, not a curated record. The transcript has 6 exons.
AUGGCAACACAGAACGGUCAUACCAGUGUCCAUGUCUCAGACACACAGACGUGGGAGAGGAACAAGAAAUACACGGUGUACAAAGUGGUGGUGGUUGCUGCGGGGAAGACUUGGUUUAUCUUCAGAAGAUACAAUGAAUUCCACAAACUCUAUGAAAUAUUAAAGAAGAAAUUCCCUGGUGCAGACCUCAAGCUGCCGGGUAAGAAACUCUUCGGGAACAACUUUGACCCAGAAUUCAUCCGGCAGAGAAGAGAAGGCCUCCAUGACUUCAUCCAGAAGAUCAUUAACAAUCAACAGAUUUUACAACAUGGCGAGGUCCAGAACUUCUUGUCGCUCGAUGACCCAAGGAACAAUUCUGACAACAGCGUGACAGACGAGAACAACACAGACUUCUUCAGCGAUCCCAAUGAUCCUAACACUAUCUUUCUGGGACCAUCGGCCAAUCCUUCGGCAAGACCAAGUGACUUUGAUUUCCUGAAGGUGAUAGGUAAGGGGAGCUUUGGCAAGGUGCUGUUGGCCAAACACAAGAUAGAUGGGAAGGUGUAUGCAGUCAAAGUGCUACAGAAGGCGGCCAUUGUCAAAAGGAACGAGUUCUCCCAGAGAGAGAGAGAGAAAGAGAUAGAAAAGAAUGAAAUAAAGAAAGACGGAGAGAGAGGAAAGGAGGGAAAACUAUAA